AUGUCUGUUAAAGAGCACUUUAUCAAGACAUUGCAAGAAUACCACGUGGUCGAACCGUCACGAGUAGAUGCGAGUGGACGUUUUCUCUCUUUUAACUUACAUCAUCACAUCUCAAACACAAGGAAGAAGAGAGACCUCAGCAAAAAGGAAAGUGUGGUAUACUAUAAAAUUAAUCAUGAGGAGAAGGAUCUGUUUUUUAACUUGACUGUCCACACGGGAUUUCUUUCCCAUAACUAUGUAGUAGAAAGGAGAUGCGGCAACUACGCUAGCGCGAAGAUUGCAACUCGCUCAGGAGUUCCUUGCCACUUCAUUGGCACGGUGUUGCAGCCAGAUUCGGGGAGCGGGACGGCUGCAAUCAGCACUUGCAAUGGCCUGACUGGAUAUUUCCAUCUGCCCCAAGGGGAUUACUUCAUUGAGCCCAUUAAAAAGCAUCUGCAGAAAGAGGGAACACCCCAUCCCCAUAUUAUCUAUGGAGCAAAUAUCCUUCAAAAUGCUUUAAGGAGAAGACGGGCAGUGCCUAUGGAGAGAGAACAAGCAUGUGGAUUGAAUGAUACUAUCAGCUUUUCCCAAAACCAAGAGCGUCAGAGGGAGAGAUGGGAACGAAAUCAUGUGCCUGUCAGAAAAGUUUCUCGACGCUCUGUCAGCAAGGAGCGAUGGGUGGAGACACUUGUGGUUGCAGACAGCAAGAUGGUUGAAUACCAUGGAAGUGACCACGUGGAAUCGUAUAUCCUCACUAUCAUGAACAUGGUCACAGGGCUGUUCCAUGAUCCGAGUAUUGGCAAUGCAAUUCACAUUGUGCUGGUUCGGCUCAUCCUUUUUGAGGAGGAGGAGCAAGGCUUGAAGAUAGUCCACCAUGCUGAUAAAACAUUAGCCAGCUUCUGCAAAUGGCAAAAGAGCGUCAACCCCAAGAGCGAUGUCAACCCUGCGCACCAUGAUGUGGCUGUCCUCCUAACCAGAAAGGACAUUUGUGCUGGCAUGAAUCGUCCGUGUGAAACGUUAGGUUUGUCUCAUCUCUCGGGCAUGUGUCAACCUCACAGAAGCUGCAACAUUAAUGAAGAUUCUGGCCUUCCACUGGCAUUCACUAUUGCCCAUGAACUUGGACACAGCUUUGGUAUCCAGCACGAUGGAAAAGAGAAUGACUGUGAGCCUGUUGGAAAGCAUCCAUAUAUUAUGUCCCGGCAGUUGCAGUAUGAUCCCACUCCCCUCACCUGGUCUCAGUGCAGCAAAGAAUACAUCACACGCUUCCUGGACCGAGGCUGGGGAUUCUGUUUGGAUGAUAUACCCCAAAAAAAAGUUCUGAAGUCCCCAGUCAUUGCUCCUGGCGUAAUUUAUGAUGUACAUCACCAGUGCCAGCUUCAGUAUGGUUCCAAUGCAACCUUCUGUGAAGAUGUGGAUAAUCUUUGCCAAACACUCUGGUGCUCAGUGAAAGGCUCCUGCCGCUCCAAACUGGAUGCUGCUGCAGAUGGCACUCGAUGUGGAGAAAACAAGUGGUGCUUCUCUGGUGAGUGCAUUACAGUGGGCAAGACUCCAGAAGCAGUCCAUGGUGGAUGGGGUGUUUGGUCAUCCUGGUCACAUUGCACAAGGACAUGUGGGGCAGGAAUUCAGAGUGCAGAGAGACCAUGCAAUAACCCAGAACCUCAGUUUGGAGGAGACUACUGCACUGGAGAAAGGAAGCGCUAUCGCGUGUGUAACAUUAGCCCCUGUCACAAGAAUAUGCCAACUUUUCGUCAGAUGCAAUGUAGUGAGUUUGACACAGUUCCCUACCAGAACGAAUUCUACCACUGGGUUCCAGUUUACAACACAGCUAACCCUUGCGAGCUCCACUGUCGCCCAGUAGACGGCCAUUUCUCAGAGAAGAUGCUGGAUGCGGUCACGGACGGCACUCCUUGCUUUGAGGGAAGACAUAGCCGAGAUAUCUGUAUUAAUGGCAUGUGUAAGGCUGUUGGCUGUGAUUAUGAGAUAAACUCCAAUGCGACGGAAGACCAGUGUGGAGUUUGCCUGGGAGAUGGCUCUGCUUGUCAUACAGUGAAGAUGAUGUUUAAUCAAAGUGAAGGAUUUGGAUAUGUUGAUAUUGGGCUAAUUCCAAAAGGUGCAAGAGGCAUCAAAGUCACAGAAGUGGCGGAAGCUGGAAACUUCCUUGCUGUGCGAAGUGAAGACCCAGAAAAGUAUUACCUGAAUGGAGGCUUUAUCAUCCAGUGGAAUGGUGAAUACAAAGUGGCAGGAACAAUAUUUCAGUACGACAGAGCUGGUGAUCUGGAAAAUCUGACUGCUCCAGGACCCACCAACGAAUCAGUAUGGAUACAGCUGCUUUUUCAAGAGACUAACCCUGGGAUCAUGUAUGAAUACACUGUGCGUAAAGAAGAAAGCCAUGAGAAUGAGAUUGGGGAGCCAGAGUAUUUUUGGCAGUAUGGAGACUGGACAGCCUGCAGUGUUACAUGUGGCAAAGGGGUGCAACGCCAGAUUGCCCACUGCAUGCGGAAGGGAAGUGGAGCAAUCAAGAACUCCUUCUGUGACCCAGCGACCCAGCCAAAUGGACGGCAAAAGAAAUGCUAUGAGAAGGACUGUCCACCCAGAUGGUGGGCAGGAGAAUGGCAGAAAUGUUCCACCACGUGUGGCCCAACGGGACAGAAGAAGCGAACCGUGCUUUGCGUCCAGACGGUGGGAUCCGAUGAGCAGGCGUUGGCUGUCACCGAAUGCCAGCACCUGCUUAAGCCAAAGACCCAUCUUUCAUGCAACAGGGAUGUCUUGUGCCCUUCUGACUGGACAGUGAGCAACUGGACAGAGUGUACAGUUACUUGUGGUGGUGGAGUAAGGACUCGUAACGUCACUUGUGCCAAAAAUAAUGAUGAGCCAUGUGAUAGCUCCAAGAAACCAAACUCUAAGGCCCUGUGUGGUCUCCAGCAAUGUCCUUCUGCUGGAAGAUUUCUCAUACCUCCACUGGGACCCAGAAGAGGAAAGAUCAUAAUCAGAAAAACAGCCAUUAAUCCCAAACGGGGUUCUCCUGGCAGAAUACCUAUACCCGUGCCAAGCCCAAGGGUCCACACAACAACAGAAACACCCAAGUCUGAAAGCAGUGAAGCGCCAGGAGGUGAGGACAGUCGUGUCUCCUUGUUUACCAAAAGUCCAGAAAUAACUCCUAGCUAUGAUUACUUAACAGAAGAAUCUGAUGACAUUGAUGUGUCAGCAGGGAGCAGUGAGAAACCAACUGAGCUCAUUCACAGCACAGAACUCGAUCCAGAAAUCAGAACCCAGAGCAUGGUUCUAGGUACGAACUCUCACGCCCUCCAGAAUGGUAACACGACUCCUCCACUCUCCCCAGCCUCUCCUCACCAUGAAUCUUCUACGCUCCUUCUGAUUAGUGGGGCACCGCCAGGACUGGCAUUGCCGACGACAGCAAACUCUAUCAGUCUUGAUGUGCCUGUUGUGGAAGUUACCACCCAAGAAGCAUUCAUUGCAGUGAUGCCCACAAUGUCUGCUAAUCUGAGAGACCAGACUGACAACCCAACAGAAAUAAAGUUAUGUGACGUUGCCACCAACAGCACAUCAUUGCCAGCUCUUGAGUGUGCUCCCACAAACCAAAGUGCAGCAUCUGAGCGGGUUCUGCCAAGUGUCACAGAAAAGGGCCACCUAAUAAUACCCAACAAUUUGCAUGCUGAGGCCUACUGGAUAGUAGGGAACUGGAGUGAGGAGCAAUAG
Messenger RNA from Tinamus guttatus (white-throated tinamou), 3696 nucleotides. Lineage: Eukaryota; Metazoa; Chordata; Aves; Tinamiformes; Tinamidae. The record is from RefSeq and is a predicted model, not a curated record.